Messenger RNA from Apus apus (common swift), 1954 nucleotides. It is a transcript of the gene GLRA3, whose product is annotated as glycine receptor alpha 3. Gene Ontology annotation, biological process: regulation of membrane potential; chemical synaptic transmission; signal transduction. NCBI's taxonomy places the organism in Eukaryota, Metazoa, Chordata, Aves, Apodiformes, Apodidae. Bases 3 to 1394 code for a protein of 463 amino acids. The record is from RefSeq and is a predicted model, not a curated record. The transcript is spliced from 9 exons. Gene Ontology annotation, cellular component: neuron projection; postsynaptic membrane; synapse. Gene Ontology annotation, molecular function: extracellularly glycine-gated chloride channel activity; glycine binding; transmembrane signaling receptor activity.
CAAUGCUUCGGACACCAGCGCCCCAGGGCUCCGCGGCUCUUGCGAGCAGCAUGGCCCGGAUCAGGUACCUCCGCGCAGCUGUUUCGGGAUUUUAUCUGUGGGAAGCCGCGGUACUGCUCAGCUUGGUAGCCACAAAGGAAACAGACAGUGCAAGAUCUCGUAGCAUGCCAAUGUCGCCAUCUGAUUUCCUGGAUAAGCUAAUGGGUAGGAUGUCAGGCUACGAUGCAAGGAUCAGACCAAAUUUCAAAGGCCCUCCAGUUAAUGUCACAUGCAACAUAUUUAUAAACAGCUUUGGAUCCAUUGCAGAGACAACCAUGGAUUACCGAGUGAACAUCUUUCUCCGUCAGAAUUGGAAUGAUCCACGCCUUGCAUACAGCGAAUAUCCAGAUGACUCUUUAGACUUAGAUCCAUCCAUGCUGGAUUCAAUUUGGAAACCUGAUUUGUUCUUUGCUAAUGAAAAAGGUGCCAACUUUCAUGAAGUUACAACAGAUAAUAAGCUGUUGCGAAUUUUCAAAAAUGGAAAUGUACUUUAUUCCAUCAGAUUGACUUUAAUACUGUCCUGUCCGAUGGAUCUCAAAAAUUUUCCAAUGGAUGUGCAAACAUGUAUAAUGCAGCUGGAAAGCUUUGGAUACACAAUGAAUGAUCUCAUUUUUGAAUGGCAAGAAAAGGGAGCAGUUCAAGUAGCAGAAGGCCUCACUUUGCCACAGUUUCUGUUGAAAGAAGAAAAAGAUUUAUGUUACUGCACCAAGCAUUACAAUACAGGAAAGUUUACAUGUAUCGAAGUCCGAUUUCACCUUGAGAGGCAGAUGGGUUACUAUCUCAUCCAGAUGUACAUACCAAGUCUCUUGAUCGUCAUUCUCUCCUGGGUGUCAUUUUGGAUCAAUAUGGAUGCAGCUCCAGCCAGAGUGGCUUUAGGCAUAACAACAGUACUGACCAUGACAACACAAAGUUCCGGUUCACGAGCAUCGCUUCCAAAGGUGUCAUAUGUCAAAGCAAUUGACAUCUGGAUGGCUGUGUGUCUGCUCUUUGUAUUUUCUGCACUUUUGGAGUAUGCAGCUGUAAACUUUGUGUCAAGGCAACAUAAAGAACUUCUGAGAUUUCGCCGCAAGAGGAAGAAGAACAAGGAUGAUGACGUAAGGGAAAGUCAGUUUAGUUUUACAGCAUAUGGAAUGGGCCCAUGUCUGCAAGGAAAAGAUGGAGUGACACAAAAGGGGCCAAAUAAUCCUGUACAAGCUGCACCAAAAAGCCCUGAUGACAUGAGAAAGGUAUUCAUUGACCGGGCCAAAAAGAUAGACACGAUAUCCAGAGCUUGUUUCCCAUUAGCCUUUCUGAUUUUCAAUAUUUUUUAUUGGGUAAUUUACAAAAUCAUCAGGCAUGAGGACAUUCACCAAUAACGAAAUUAAGGCUUGUAGGACAUACAGAUCUGGCUGCCAUGUUCAACAGGAGGCUUUCUGUUAGAAAUGCACAUCUGAGCAGGGAUUGGGAGAGUUAAAGGCAUUGAGAAGGGAAAAAAAAAAAGAUCCUGCCAUGCCCAGUCACAGUGGAAUGGAAGAAUGACACCCAGAGAACAUACAUAUGCUAUUGCAAAUUUUGUGUAAAACUAAAUAUUAACUUUUGUAUUGUAGAUCACUCUCUACUGAAGCUCUUCUGCCAUUUAGUUAUACAUACUGUUACAUAGUGGUAUAAUUGUACAAUAUUCUUUGAUUUUCCUUACAUUUUUUAAAAAUUCUGGUGUAUUUCUAAUUAAAAAAAAAAAGGAUCCAGAAUACCCUAGGUAAAUCCCACAGUUUUGCAGAAUAAUUAGUAUUUGUAACAUUUAUUUCAAUUUUACAAGAUAAUGACAAAUUACUGAUUUCAGGUUACAGUCAUAGGGACUUUUUCUUGUCUUAAAGACAGUAUUUACCAUUUUGCAAUGAGUACAUUUGGCACAUUCAGAUUAUAUAAUUUAUUCAAU